This is a messenger RNA of Ostrea edulis (European flat oyster), 5950 nucleotides long. RefSeq lists its product as uncharacterized. The coding region runs from base 1734 to 5753 and encodes 1339 amino acids. The transcript has 5 exons. NCBI's taxonomy places the organism in Eukaryota, Metazoa, Mollusca, Bivalvia, Ostreida, Ostreidae. The record is from RefSeq and is a predicted model, not a curated record. Gene Ontology annotation, cellular component: nucleus. Gene Ontology annotation, biological process: synaptonemal complex assembly; homologous chromosome pairing at meiosis; regulation of double-strand break repair via homologous recombination.
ACAUUCGUAUGAGGCCAUUUAAAGCUGGAAGGCGUAAAUAUGAAAAGGAUAAUAUGAAAAGAUGGAAUUUUAUAUGAGCAAUAACAAGAGACCCGAACGGAAAAAUUGUAAGUAUAUAUAUUCGUAUAAUCUUACGAUGUGCGAUUUGUAACUAAACUAAAAAAUCAUUAUCAAACAAAACAUAGAUUGCAAAUGACGAUUAGAAAAUACAGGGGUUUUGGAGUGCAUUGUCACCUUUCAAACGUCCUUUUAAAAAUAAACUAAGGUGAAAGAGAUGACGAUUCAUUUCAGAUUCAUAAGAAUUGCCAUGAAGUAAAACUAAUGAUGUUCUACAAACACUAACCCACUUAUAGAAAUAGCAAUAGUCUAAGAUACUCUAACAAAGACACCUCGUCAUAAGAGGGUUGUAUGACCCACUUUUAAAAGUCCUGUACAGUUUUUGUUUGUUUGAACGGCUGCCAAUAAAGUACCGUGACUUAGAAUUCAGAGAUAGAGAAGCAUUGAGAUUACGGGAGAUUGCAGGGCAAUUGUGUUCUAUUGUUAAGUCGGUUGGGGUACAACAUAUAGUCAGUGAGUAACCGUAGUGUUGUUUAAUAUGGCAAAUCCAUCCAGAACAAGUUUUGUCAGGAUCAGAUCACCGUCAAUCGGGUGAUUUAAAACCCGGAAUUUAUUCAGUUUGAAAAGGGUGUUGUUUAACAGCGAUUCGGUAGAUCAACAGAGCAGUCAGGUGACCUCCCGAAUGACUGGGUGUUUUGAAGGACAGGCAGUGAAUGUGUUUAUCUUACGGGUGUAUAGUGAUAGUGAAAGGAGAAAAGUUCACCAGGAGUAGUACAUGAGCAAUUCAAAACUUCCGGCUUACUGUACAGUUCACAAACACGCCGGUGACUUACGAAUAAGUGAAAAGAUUCACUUUGUGUGUACCAAAAGCUAUUUUGAUGAAUACGUUUUUAUCGAUACUAAUUAACGAAUCAACAAGCGACCAUUUAACUUUAUAAUUAUACGACUGUAAAUCAUGGAGAUAACGGUUACCUCCCCCUAAUCAGAGUAAGUAUGUGUGUACUAUAGCAGGCUGUUAUCUUAUCUCCUGUACAGGCCAGUAGAUGUCACAGAUAUUGUGUGUAGUUAGGAAUUAGAGUGGCAUCGCUAUAGGAUAGUUUGUAAUAUUUAUUACUCACAGUUUAAUGGACUGAUCAGCUGAUACAAGUAUGUAGUAUGUAACAUAUCAUAUGUUUAUUAACUAAUGGAUUAAGCGGAGGAUUUUGUCACAGGAGAAUUGCAGAAGAGGAUUUAAGUAUUUUUUGGAGAAAGGAAACUGCAACGGAAGUUGCUUUUAAAAUACGUAGCACAGUGUUCACCAACAUUCAACAAUGUGUUGACCAAAUGCAUUUUCUCAGCAAUCUCGAUCUGUUGUGUAAAUUGUACAGUCAUGAUAUGUGGAAAGGAUGUGUGCGUUUUUGUUUGAUUUGAGUUGAUAAACAGAUGUCGGUGUAAUCAACUCCUAACACCAGUAAAUCUAACAUCUAGAAAUGAACACGAAUAUAAUACUACUUCAUUUGUGUUUCUCCAUAUUAACAAAGAGGUAGCUAACUAUUCAUCUAAAAGUACAAAGCAGUUACAGUACAUGCAUGGAUACAUGUAAUAAGACACUAAAAUAUUUAUUUUUGCUUGCUUUAUGUUAUGGUGUAUGUCACAGGGACAUGUAUAUUUGAAACUAUACCCUGCGAUUUUCAGGCAUGUUGCAUGAAGUGGAACUGAACAGUCUAGACGUCUCCAAUCUGUUGUGGGAUAUCCAAAAAACAUGCGUGACAAACGAGGACAUCGAAUUGUUGUGGGAAAUCAAAAAUGUCUGGCUGGUCAAAAACAAGGAUAUGGAAGACCGAUACGAGAAGAAACGGGACCUAAUGAAAAGUUUGGGAAGAUCUGACGAUCAGACACAAGAUGACCUGCUAUUUAUGGCAGAGGGAUGGAACAACGUCAACAACAUUUGCCAGUAUGGUCCACGUUGUCGGGAAAAGAAGAACAAUGUGCUUGGCGACACACAAUAUGGAAUUCACAUGAAUAGACACUAUGACAUUUUGGCUCGAUUUAUGGCAUUCAAGAACUUUCAGCAAGCAAACUACAUAGUAGUACUAAGGGCAAUGCUUGGACGGGUAAAGAAAGUGAAGCCUUUUCUUACAGGAGAGUAUGGAUGUAUAGCACCAACGCCAAAUUAUGACUCGCAUAUAGCAGAGGAUGAACCGGACUUGUCAAGCAUUGACAUAUGCGAUGCCAUAGCAUACAAUUUUGUCUACAUGUAUGAAUAUGACGAAGAAACGAUUUUACCAAUGCAUUACCCAUCACAUGUACUUCCACUUGCUGUUAUUCGGUUGUUUCGAACCAGAAAUAGGUUAGUUCGUCCCUUAAAAUACAAAAGAGAGAAGGACCUUGCAAACAGCAAAAAUGUCCAGCGUCUUAACAACGAGACAAAACCCUUAAAACAUUUGCCAAGAGCAGCACCGUACAAAAAGUAUGUAGUGGAAGGUAGACGUUCUGGGACAAAGUUGAUAUCAGACGUACCAAUAGAACCGCCAUCUGACAAACCUCCCACAGAAACAACAAGAAAACUUGAGAAAUUCCGCAGAACCUCUGUUAUUUGUGGAGGAACGGGUUUGGGACACCUGUUUUACAAACGACCUUUUAACAAAAUGCCUAUAUCUUGGCAACGAAAGUUUGGUUUUCAUUCCAAAAGGAGAUCAAGACAAAAGAUGAAUACAAGGAAAACAGAGAAACGACGGUCAAGGUCAUCAAGUAAAGAAUCUAAAAAACGUAAAAAAUCAAUUUCCAGAAGUCCAACCCCGCCACCAGCUUCACGUGACAAGAACUUGUUUGAAAUAUUUGAUAAAUCUUUACUUAACCAGGAAGAUUUUUCAAAUGAAACUAGUAGUUUUAACCCAGGGAAACCAAAUGGACAUAUUUUGAGGCAGCAAACAGACCUAACCGUCGAUCAUUAUAUGACAUCAGUCAGCAGUGUUGACACAGGAUGCAAUGAGACAGGGAAUCGAACUAUAUUCGGCAGCCAUACACCAACACAAGAUGAACGGUAUUGUAAAGAUAUAGAUAGUCUGUCGUCAAAUAGCGAACUGGGUAUGAACAGUGGAUCAAAUAACAAGCAUACAUCAGAAACUCCACAGAUGUGUAUGGAACUGAAAAAUAGCAGUCGGAGACCGGAUGACAACCACUGGAUGAGAUCAAAUGAGUUUUCGAGUUGUUUUACUCCAGAAAGUGCGACAUCUACACAUGAGUUGCCAAAGAAAGAAACUAUCAAAGAAGUUUCUGCGUCAUCAAAUGUUAACAGUUCAUCAGGUUUACAGCAUACUCCAGUGGGACCCAUUUAUCAGCUUGUCCGAAUUACAAUUGACGAACCAGAUACUCAAAGUAUAUAUCACGAACUGAGAGGAAUAAAGCUACCGACUUGUGAUAAAAAGACAAUAAAGGACCCAAGAAUACUGCGUGCUAUGGGUUGUAUCAUUGAAAGUCCUGUUAUGGCUGGUUUUGGACCUUUUCUACGUCGAAUCAAAAAUGAACCACCAGAUGAUCCAAGUUAUGAAACCAAACCUAAGAAUAUUCUUCCUCUUGAAUCCAUCAAAAAGGAACCAGCAGAAUCUGGAGAAAAUGAGGAUGAUGUCGAGAAAGUGUUGAAAGAACUUGAUGACGCUAUAAAAGCAAUUCAACAUAAAAAAGAUGAAGUGGGUUCCACAACAGAAGAUAAAAACGACAACGAAAGUACAAAAGAUUGUAAAGAUGAUAAAACUGUGGAUGACACAAAAGCAAAACAGCAGAGCACUACCGAGGAUGACAAAAUACGAGAGGACAGUAACGAUGAUUUUCUUCCAAGAAACAAGGGGUUUUCUUCAUAUCUUCCAGAGUACAGCAAAGACAGUGACUACGAAAGGACAAAGCGGCUUUUGACUGAAGUAUUUGGUGACAAGGCAUUGUCACCGACCAAAAAGGUACCCAUGAGUAUGUCCGACUAUUUUGGGAGUAGUAAUCCAAACGUUAGUAUAAAUUCCACAACGGAAACCAAUAUUGAACACCGACUGUCGGAUAUCCGUUCCGAUUCUCAACUAAUACAUACGACUCAGAUUACAAAAAAAAGUCCAGAAAAGGAAAUUGAGCACAUUAGCAAAGCAAAGAAUUCUACAGAGGCGAAGUCUCCAGUCAUCACUCCCGAGAACAAAAAGAAAGAAAAGCAUAAUGAAAAAAUAACUUCAUCGAGUUCAGGCGUGUCCAGACCUAGUAAACCAGAUAAUGAAAACGCCAAUCGCCCUAUCAAAAUCAAAUCGGAACCAAAAAGUGUCAGAGAAACUAGUAAAGAACGAAGCAGUUCUAAAUCUCUUCAUUCGUCACACAAAACCAGAAGUAGAAGUAGAUCGCACUCGCAGUCUAAAACAGACAAAAGAAAAUCCAAGAAAUCCAAAAAGAGGUCAUUUAAAUCCGAGUCUUCAAGUAAAACUGGGCGUGAUCGCACUAGGUCUAAUUCGCCAUGUGCCAAAAAGAAGAAGCAUGAAAAACACAAAUCUGAAUCUUCUCAAUCGCUUGAGAAAAAACGAAGUAGGAGUAGGUCACAGUCACAUAUUUCUAGAGAAAGGAAAAGAUCUGGAAGCUUGUCAAGCCAGGGUCGUUCAUGGUCGAACAGUUCUAAUGGUAGCAAAACAAGACAAAAGCAUAAACUGUGCAGCAGCGUCAUCAAAGUUAGUAAUGGAAGUAAAUCAAGAAGAAAGUCUCGAGCUGAUGAAAUAAUCGCACGAGAAAAUUCACCUGGACGCCUACAGUACCUCGAACAAAGAAGAAAGCUGGAUACAUCAAAACGUAUACUCACAAAAGCUAAACGUUACCAAGAAGAGGAAAUUGUGAGGAGGUAUAAUAGUGAAAUAGAAACAGACAUUCAUUAUCAAAGUGUAUUUGAUAAAACACGGCUUGAUCUAGACGACACAAUGAAUACGUUCGGCGAUCACAUGGGUUCCUAUACUGAUAUUACGGAGAACACAGGUUUCUCGGAUAAUAGAGCUGCUACAACAAGCGACGAAACCGUUGUAAAUUCGACCUUAUCAAAAGCCAUGACAAGUUUACUGAAGAAAAUUGUGUUCAGGGAUAAUUGUAAUGAAGAUGACAGUGCAGAGGGGAGAAUGGCAGACAUGGUAAUAGAAUUGGUGAAAGACCAGAUGAGCAAGGAGUUAAAACCUGACGUACCAACAACAGGUCCAUCCACAUCGACAGGGCAGUGUCAAUCAGUACAUCCAUUUGUACCAUACUUGACGCAAGAAAGGAGCAUGGAUGAGUUGUAUAGCUCAAAUCCGUGGAAUGCAACGGCAAGUAACAGUAAAAAUGAUGCACCUUUUAAUCGAAAUGAAUAUUAUGACGAUUACAUGGAACAAACAUAUCAGAACGAAGGACCAGUUGAUGAUCGAAGUGCUCUCCCUAGUUUUCAUGCAAGAGGACCAGCGUAUCCACCAAGAUUUCUUUCCAGUAUCUCUCGACAAGAACACUACGGCGAAUCUCAUCGAAGUUCGUACAGAGGAAAAUUGUAUUCUUACAAAAUGCCGGAGAAGACACGAGGAUCAUCUUACAGGGGCAGGAUUACGUCAAAACGUGGCAGUUUCCACCCGAGAGGACGGCGAGGAAAGUCUCGAUCAAGAGCCAGAGGUCAUCCGAGUUACUCGGAUUCUUCACACAACCGAUACACUAAAGAUAAAAACAAUUACGAAAAGAAAUGAAAUGGUCUCAAGACAAUCAUCUUGUUAUAACAUUUCAUGUGUGCACUUAUAUUCAUAGAAAUUAGAAAGGAAAUUUGUUGGCGAUUAUUCAUGAUUUUCCAUAGUGAUUAGUGAUACUAUACUUUAAUGUCUUUCACACCCUGUAUUAUUCAUAAGAAGUGUGUAUAAUUCAAAUAAAAUGUGAAAUGAUAAAGUAA